Actinia tenebrosa (Australian red waratah sea anemone) is the source of this 2630-nucleotide messenger RNA. RefSeq lists its product as uncharacterized. NCBI's taxonomy places the organism in Eukaryota, Metazoa, Cnidaria, Anthozoa, Actiniaria, Actiniidae. The record is from RefSeq and is a predicted model, not a curated record.
AAUGGUUGAGAUAAUGGUUGAUGGUGAACACAGCAAUUCGUGGCGGUGAAAUUAUAACCGUCUUUUUGAGAUGUCUACCAAAUAUAUGAACGAAUGUCUACAAUGUUUGUCAAUAUUAAUUUGUGUUUUGUGUAUGGAGCUAAGUUUCGUUAAAGGUAACUCACGAUGUUCAAAACAAAAUCCUCCAAGCAUCAAUACCAACCUCAGUAUUAAUAAUUCCCAAGGUACAAUCUACAGUCCCGACUACUCGCUCACAUCACCCUAUCCAUCUAACACGCAUUGUGAUUGGACAAUAAGCGGUCCAAUCGGUUACGUCAUACAGUUGACCUUCACCAUAUUUGAACUAGAACCAAGUUCUUCUUCGAAUAGUAGAAACUGCGUUGAUGUAGAUUUUGUACGGGUGUACGAUGGAUGGAAAUCUUCGGCAUCUCUUUUGGGUGUUUAUUGCGGGAUUCUUGGGAAAUUUUCUGUAAGAUCUACAACUCGAUUCAUGUGGGUACAAUUCCGUUCAAACCUUCGCGUGGAAGGCAAAGGAUUUAAGGCUGAUUAUGAAGUUAUCAAAGACACGAGACAAGAUCCACCAGAUGGUAAAAAAGUUCCCAUUGCUUUAAUCAUCGGGGUAGUCACAUUAUCUCUGAUUAUCGUGAUUGGAAUCAUAUUCUUGGCAGCUGGAGGGAAAGACUCGCUCCUAAGAAAACGCGCUAGACGUCGCCUCAACACCAGGUCGUCACGUGUUUCUUCGAACUCGUCCCAGGCUCCCUUAGCGAGUAUGAAGAGUUUGCCUCGAGCAACGCCUAAUUCAGAGACCCAGUCACUUAGAGGGAGUAUUUGUUCAAGCAGACCCUUGUCGUCUCGAGCGUUCACUCCACGUAAUUAUUCGUUGCCACAGUUAGUGGUGACGAACGAGGAAGGCAAACAGACAUUGAUCCUACCUCAGAGGGAACUCAGGACACAUGUACUAAUCCACUCGUCUCCUUUCUCUAAGAGACGAUUACCUGGGCUAAGAAGGCUAUCAACUGGCUCACCCACAUCGAUCAGACGGAACAAUCAAAUAAGUCCUACAGCCACGCAUGCGCAGUCAUUCCUUGUAGGUACCCAAAGAACUCGAUCUGAGUCUGGCUUUAGACGACAUUCGUCGGGAAGCAUUCGGUAUAAUACUACUGAGACGAUGUCCGGUUUUAAUCCAACCUUACAAGAUGACGGCAUUUUGAAAAGUCUUUCGGGUUCUGUUGUUCUUUCAAACGUCAGUCUUCAAAUUGUGCAGCCAUGUUCCCCAGAUGAAUACGAAACCCUCACCUCAAUCAAGGGUCGUUUCUCAAGCCCUCAUUUCCCAAACUACUUCCAGAAAGCAACCCAAUGUAACUGGUUGAUAAACGUCGCUCCAGGCUAUGUAGUUGCUCUACAGUUCGACACGUUUGAAGUAGGACUCGAUGCUGAAUGCUCGAAUCGGGAAUCCCGUACGAAUUUUGUCGAGGUGCGGGAUGGCAUGGAACACAAGAAUAGGACUAUAGGAAUAUUUUGUGGCUCAAUAAGACCAGAGGAAAUCUCUAGUAGUGGCAACCAAGUGUGGAUAAGAUAUGUGACAAGUGGGUACAGAUCGACAAAGUUUGAAGCUCGUUAUUCUGCAACUAAAGAUUCAUCUGCAUCCACCAUUAUUCUUCUUGCCUCAGCCGCCAUCAUCGGAACCAUCUUUUGCAUUUCUAUCACCAUUGCAAUUGUCAAGCGAAAACACCGUGACCAUGACGACGAAGCAGGAUUAAAUCCAAUACGUGACGACGCUGAAAUGGACAACAAUCGAGCCUGCGCACUAGAACAACUUCCCGCAUUCGUGCUGGGCGUGGCAGAUGACUCGGAGACGAGCCAGACAAACAAGAAGCAAUCCCCGUCAAGAUCUCUAUUGAACAAGCAAACCAGUCACGUGAGAGGAGAAGUGGACAAAACAGACGUUCAUCUCCAUGACAACGGUGAAAGUCGAAUGAAUCGAUUAAGCAUGGGUGAACAUAAUUUGGCUAUUUCUGAUUUAACUGAUAUAGACAAUGAAAAUCCUGAUAUGUUAGACGGACUGAAAGCGCCGAGCGACGCCGCUGCGACGGACCAAAGAGGAAGCCAUUCCGGGUCAAUUUUAACUGCAACCAAAAUGAUUUUCGUCCAAGAUUCAUCAUCAUCUAGAAGUAGUACUUCGAGUAGCAACAACAGCUUUGAACAAUAGCAACAUUAAAGGGAAUAAUCCUCUUUAGCUUGGAUGUGAUGUUUUCCCAUUUCAGACCACGUGUCAUUUGCUAGAGUAUUCGCUAGAGUAUCGCAACCUUAUCGGGAAUACUCCUCUUCACCUUGGAUGUAAUGUUUUCCCAUUUCAGACCACAGGUCAUUCGCUAGAGCAUCGUUUCUUUGUUUAGCGGUUGUGCACGAGAAGACACAUGAAUAUACAUACAACUCAAACAAAGAAUCUUAAUCUCAAGUGAAUGACACGUGGUCUAGAAUGAAAAACAUCACACCCAGAGCUAAAAAGGUCAAUUACAAUCUCUAAUAAAUAUUCAGUUAGUGAGCCAAUCGUGCUCUUUUGAGGGACAUCAGACAUGACAACCUUCAAAAUAGACAAAACACUUUUAGUAAAGUUUUUACGGUUUUCA